Molecule: messenger RNA, 3050 nt
Organism: Coffea arabica (coffee)
Lineage: Eukaryota; Viridiplantae; Streptophyta; Magnoliopsida; Gentianales; Rubiaceae
Product: putative disease resistance protein RGA3
Molecular function (GO): ADP binding
Source: RefSeq, a predicted model, not a curated record
GAAGAAGAGGUGACAAAUAUCUCCUCUAAGUUGGCAACCAUUGAAAAAGUGCUGCAUGAUGCAGAGAGACGAAGGCUGAAGGACAGAAGUGUUGGAAUUUGGCUAGAAAAGCUCGAGGACAUAACAUAUGAGAUGGAUGAUGUGCUGGACGAAUGGAACUUCAAGAUUCACAGAGCAAAGAAUGAGGGAACUAGUCAGAAUGCCAGAAUGCAGCCUACACUGCAGAACAAGGUUCGUUCCUUUAUCCCAUCCCUUUGUUCUUGUCUCAAACAAGUUCCUGUGCGUAGUGAUAUAGCUCAGAAAAUAAAGAAAAUAAAUGAACAGCUAGAAUUAACUUUGAAAGAGGCAGAUCAAUUCAAGUUUAUUACAAGUGGGGGGAUUCCUGAUUCUCAAGAUUUUCAGCGAAUUAUGACUACCUCAAUCAUAGACGAAUUAGAGGUCUAUGGUCGAGCAGCUGAUAUGGAGAAGGUUCUUGACCAAAUUUUGUCCAAGAGUAGUAGUCAAGGAAGAGAUGGGGUUCAAAUUAUCUCUGUUGUAGGGGCCGGGGGUAGUGGAAAAACCACACUUGCCCAGCUGCUCUUCAAUAAUGAUAAUGUGAAGAACCACUUUGAACUUAGAAAUUGGAUCUGCAUAUCAGAUCCUUUCGACCAGAAAAGGGUCGCGAAAGCUAUCCUUGAGAAUGCUGGAAAAAGUUCUCAUGAAGCAGAGUUGGAUCCGUUGAUCCGACGUAUAAAAGAAACUUUUUCCGGCAAGAGAUUCCUGCUUGUCCUAGAUGAUGUUUGGACAGAGGACGACUCAAAGUGGAAACCUUUCAAAGACUCUCUUAAGGAUGGGGCUCCCGGAAGUGUAAUCUUGGUAACAACAAGGAGUCAUAGAGUGGCCACAGUGGUGGGAUCGACUGAUACUCACGACCUAGGCAUGAUCUCUCACUCUGAUUGUUGGUUAAUAAUGCAAAAGAUAGCGCUUGCCAGAAAAUCAGGGGACUUAUGCAAGAAGGUGGAAAGAAUUGGGCAGAAAAUUGCAGAAAAGUGCAAGGGCUUGCCACUUGCAGCAAAGACUAUGGGAAGCUUGUUACGGUUCAAAGAUACCGUACAGCAGUGGCAGAAUGUUUUGGACAGUGAGAUAUGGCAAUUGGAGGAAGCAGCCGUGGAACUUUUCCCUCAUUUGUAUUUAAGCUAUAACGAGUUGUCCCCGGAGCUGAAACGUUGCUUCUCAUAUUGUGCUGUCUGGCCCAAAGAUUGUGUGAUAAAUGUAGAAGACCUUAUUAGGCUGUGGAUAGCACAAGGUUAUGUUCGCCCAGGACGAAGAGGUGAGCGCUUGGAGCUGGUGGGCCGUGAGUACUUCAACAAUUUGGCGAUGCGUUCCUUUUUUCAAAAUUUAGGAAAAUAUGGUCAUGAAUAUGGCGAGUGCAAGAUGCAUGACAUAGUGCAUGAUUUUGCACAAUUUCUCACAAAAAAUGAAUGUCAUACACUUGAUGGAAUUGGAAGAAAUUCAUCUAGUGAAAGACCACGUCAUCUAACAAUUUGGGAAGAAGGCACUGAGGAGGAGAUGUUUAGUUCUCCAGUCGUUGAUUUUGGAAGGCUCAGGAGCUUUUUUGCUUUUGGUCGAAUUGGAAGAGUAAUAGUUCCCCAAAAUCUGUUUUGCAGUUUGAAGUGCGCGAGGACUCUGGCUUUAAGUGGUUGUGGGCUAGCUGAAAUCCCAACCGAGAUCGGAAGGUUGAUUCAUCUUCGGCACUUGGACUUAAGUGAUAAUCCUUUCAUUACAAUGCCAGAAGCUAUAUGUGAUCUAUAUUAUCUGGAAACUUUGGAUAUCGGUUUUUGUGGAAAGCUUUCGUGCCUUCCUGAAAGGAUUGAAGACCUUGUACACUUGAGGCACCUUAUCAAUGACGCGACCGAUGAAUUACGUCAAAUUCCACAAGGACUCGGGAAGCUGACGUCACUCUGUAGUUUGACUCGGUUCAUCGUCAGGUGCAACUCUGAUGAUUUGGCAAUUCUGAAGGACCUGAACCAACUGGAAAUAUUGCACGUUGUAAUUGAAGGAGAAGUAGAUUUUGGGAGUGCGGAACUUGGCAAGAAAGUCAAUGUGCGUGACAUGUAUUUGCUCUCUAGAUUCGAGGCCCACUUUAUAGAAACUCCAUGUUGCAUUGAAACCAUGGAACCACCUCCAAACUUGGAAGAACUUGAGCUAGCUGGCUAUCCAAGAGCCCAGUUACCAAGUUGGCUUGUGACGAAGUCUCACGCCGAUAACUUGACAAAGCUAGUUAUUGCUAGGGCCCGCAACGUCUCAUCCUUACCUGCCUUGUGGAAGCUAUCAUCCCUAGAAGUGCUUGUGCUCACGGAAGCGGAAAAGAUGGAAUGUUUGGGUAAGGAAUUCUUCGGAGUUACAAAAGCACUACAUGAAAAUAGUCGUGAUGCUCUUGAUACAUUGUCAGACUCCGAGUCAUCAUUCUCAGCUGAAGCAGUGGCAUUUCCAAAUUGAGAAGUUACAUUUUCGCCGCUUCCAAAAUUGGACAAAUUGGGAAGACUUAAGUGAAGAUGAUGAAGAAGUUGCUGUCUCUAUCAUGCCACAUCUAGAGGAGCUAAAAAUUUGGGACUGUGAAAAGCUUGAGAUUUUGCCACAUCGCAUCCUCAGGAUAUCUCUCAAAAACUAGAAAUUAGUCAAUGUACAAAGCUCGAGACUCUGCCACAUCACAUCCUCGCAAUACAUCAUCUCUCAAAAAUUUGGAUAUUCGACGUUGCGACAAGUUGAGGGAUCGUUAUUCUGACAAAACAGGAGAUGACUGGAUAAAGAUAUCACACAUUCCUCGAGUUCACAUAUCUGACGAAUAUUAUUAAUCUGCUCAGAUGAUAAUCAUUGAUGGCUCAAAAUGAAGCUACAGCAGAAGGCAUUGGGGAUCAAUCUCUACGUCAACUUUUCACUUGGGUUCAUGUAAAAUUUCAAAUAAUUGUAAAUAUGGUUGAAGAGGCACAUCCAGUUGCUUUGUUCAAAAUCAUUUGCUGAAAGCAUAUGUACCCUUACAAAUUUCCAGAUUGAAUUUCAAGUGAUUACAC